AUGGAUCCAUUUCGUAUGGAAAAUCGACCAACGGUUGGAUUUUCUCAUCUUGAUAUUCGUAGCCAAGAAUUAGUAGAAGCCGAUAUACCUUCAUUUCGAGAACAACGUAUUGGAAAGGCGCAUUUUAUUCACGACCAGCCAAUUCAAAACGCGAACGAAUAUGAUAAUAUUACCGGUAAUUGUGAUUUAUCGUCUGGGAUUUUGAGUCACAUUGAUCAUAUCCUCAUGGAGGAGGACUUUGACGAAAGCGCAUGCAUGCUUCAAGAAGAAUCAUUGGAUUUUCAAGCGAAAUUCACUUCGUUUUACGAGGUGCUUGGCCAAAAAUACCCACCUUAUUCCCCACAAAAUGAAUCUCCUUCUCACGUUCAAUCUAUUGAGAGUGCACAUAAUUAUAAUCACUCUUGUGUUGAUCACCCCAACUUAAUGACUAGCAACAAUCAUUUAGUCGAUCCAAAUCAGGACUCACACAAUCUCCCGAAUUACGAUAACUAUCUUACUAGUGAUAUUCUUUCCGAUUCAUCGAGUGGAGUGGUUUGGGAUUUUGGCAGGGGAGUUAGUUGGUCACAUCCUAUUGGGAGCGAAGUGUUGGAUUAUGCGGAUAGAGUGUUCUCUUUAGAAAUUCGAAAUAGUUGCGGUGAAAAGAAGAUGAAGAAUAAGAACGUAAAUGUGAAAAGCUUGUAUUUCGAAACAAGGGAUAUGCAAAAAUUCUCCGCGGUGAGUGACAUAACCGAGGAGUUAAGCAAUGUCUCGCAGUAUAUACUCGACGGGAGUGAAGAGCUCCUCGCAGCUUAUAUGGCCGACCUGAAAUUCUCGGAAAGCAAUAAGAGUGUCGAUUCGAUUAACAAUGAUCAAGCCAAUAAUGAAGCCCCGAGUGGCGAAAGUAAGCUAAAAAAGAGAAGUAAGAAAAAGAAAGACGAUGAAGUAGUCGAUUUGACGUCACUUUUGAUUAAUUGUGCCGAUUUUAUCGCCGACGGAGGUCAUGAAGCCGCGCGUAACUUGCUUAAACAAAUCAAGCUCCACUCGUCCCCUUACGGCAACCCUAGCCAGAGAUUGGCCCAUUACUUUUCGGAUGGGUUAGAGGCCCGUUUGGCUGGGCCCAGCAGCGAAAGGUUCAAAUCCCUCGAGCGCAUGCCCGAACCUUCCGACGACUUGAAAGCCCAUUGCAUGUCGGUCGUCUUUACCCCUUUCAUGAGAUUCACGCGCUUCGCGUGCGACAAAAUGAUACUGAUGAAGUCGAGUAAAGCCACGAGGCUUCACAUCGUCGAUUUCGGCUUCUCGACCGGUUUCCAAUGGCCGGAUUUCAUCCGGCGGUUGGCCAAACGGCGGAGUGGGCCGCCGUCCCUCAAAAUCACCGGAAUCGACUUCCCUCUCGAGGGCCCGCGGCCCGCAGAGAGAGUCGAGGAAAUGGGCCUUCGGCUGGCCCGUUUCGCCGAGAAGUACGGCGUCCCGUUCGAAUGCAUCACCGUAGCCGAAAAAUGGGAGGACGUGACAUUGGAGAAGCUAAAAAUCGAGAAUGGCGACGAAUUCGAUUUCGUGGUGGUCAACUUUUCGGACGGGGCGAAGAACGUUCCUGACGAGACGGUCAACACCGAGAGAUCGAGAGACACGGUGCUUAACUUGAUACGGAAAGUCAAACCGGAUGUCAUCGUGCACGGAGUGGUCAACGGGGCCUUCAACAAGCCGUUUUUUGUCCAUCGGUUUCGAGAGGCUUUGUCGCACUACUCUGCGAUGUUCGAUAUAAUGGAAGCGAUGAUGGGUCGGGACAAACCCGAACGAAUGCUAGUCGAGAGGGAUGUAUUCGGAAAAGCCGCGUUCAAUGUGAUAGCUUGUGAGGGAUUAGGGAGGGUCGAAAGGCCCGAGACUUAUAGGCAAUGGCACGUGCGUAACGUGAGGGCCGGUUUUGUGGGAAUCCCUUUCGAGAGGAAGUUGAUGGACGAUAUUACGCGCGAGGUGAGGAAUUUUUACCAUAAAGAGUUUGUGAUAUACGAAGAUCAUCACUGGUUGUUGAUGAGCUGGAAAGGGCGGGUGUUUUACGCGAUAUCUCUAUGGAAACCUGCUAAUUCUUGGGAGGAGGGUAAAAUCGGAAUUCUUAUUGCACGGGGGGCCCCGUUUUUCGUGACCGGGUUCAGGGAGGCUCUGUUUAGCUACUCGUCGAUUUUUGAUAUGUUGGAGACGAGUAUACCGCCGGAGAAUCCGGACGCGGUUUCGAAGAUGAGGAGAUAUUACCAUCGGGAGUUUGUGGUGGACGAGGAUAACCGGUGGCUUUUGAUGGGAUGGAAAGGGCGAAUACUUUAUGCGUUAUCGUGUUGGAAACCGGCUUGA
This is a messenger RNA of Striga asiatica, 2322 nucleotides long. The record is from the annotation of a GenBank genome assembly. Lineage: Eukaryota; Viridiplantae; Streptophyta; Magnoliopsida; Lamiales; Orobanchaceae.